CAACACCUAAGACAGCUAAUUUCAUUGAGAAAUCCAUGGCCUCUUCUUCUUCUAUCAUCCUCAUCCUCUGUGGCUUUACUCUGUUCUCUCUGCUCCUCUUGGCAAAUUCAUCUCCAGAUAAGAACCCCGCCACCAUUACUCUCCCUUUAACACCACUGUUCACCAAGAACCCAUCUUCAGAUCCAUGGCAGCUUCUCUCACACCUCACCUCUGCAUCUUUGACAAGAGCCCACCACCUGAAACACCGCAAAAACACCUCCUCAGUCAAUACCCCUCUCUUUGCUCACAGCUAUGGGGGUUACUCUGUGUCUCUCAGCUUUGGCACUCCCUCACAAACACUAUCUUUCGUCAUGGACACCGGUAGUAGUCUGGUGUGGUUCCCAUGUACUAGCCGCUAUGUCUGCACAAGAUGUUCUUUCCCUAACAUAGACCCCGCGAAGAUCCCAACCUUCAUUCCUAAACUUUCCUCUUCUGCAAAGAUUGUGGGGUGCUUAAACCCCAAAUGUGGGUUUGUUAUGGACUCAGAGGUUCGAACUCGCUGCCCGGGCUGCGACCAGAAUUCCGCUAAUUGUACCAAGGCUUGCCCCACUUAUGCUAUUCAGUAUGGCUUAGGAACAACAGUGGGGCUUUUACUAUUAGAAUCCCUUGUUUUUGCCGAGAGAACUGAGCCUGAUUUUGUUGUUGGAUGUUCGAUUCUCUCUUCUCGUCAACCUUCAGGAAUCGCCGGAUUCGGUCGCGGCCCAUCUUCGUUGCCGAAGCAAAUGGGCCUCAAGAAGUUCUCUUACUGUCUUCUCUCUCACCGGUUCGACGACUCCCCAAAAAGUAGUAAAAUGACUUUGUACGUUGGCCCAGAUUCGAAGGACGACAAGACCGGCGGCCUUAGCUACACUCCCUUCCGCAAGAACCCGGUUUCCUCAAAUUCUGCAUUCAAAGAGUACUACUACGUAACUCUAAGACAUAUCAUUGUCGGAGACAAGCGCGUGAAUAUUCCGUACAGCUUUAUGGUGGCGGGAUCUGACGGCAACGGCGGGACCAUAGUGGACUCCGGCUCGACUUUUACGUUCAUGGAAAAGCCAGUUUUUGAGGCGGUGGCAACCGAGUUUGACAGGCAAAUGGCCAACUACACACGUGCUGCUGACGUGGAAGCUCGUUCCGGUUUGAAACCUUGUUUCAAUUUAUCGGGAGUUGGCUCGGUUGCACUCCCAAGUUUGGUUUUCCAAUUCAAAGGUGGUGCAAAAAUGGAGUUACCGGUGGCCAAUUAUUUCUCGCUCGUUGGCGAUUUAAGCGUUUUGUGCUUGACAAUUGUGAGUAAUGAGGCUGUGGGUUCCACAUUAAGCAGCGGCCCAUCUAUCAUCCUCGGUAAUUAUCAGUCUCAGAAUUUUUACACCGAAUACGAUUUGGAAAAUCAGAGAUUUGGCUUUCGGAGACAACGUUGUAAGUAAGUACCCCACACUCCAACAUACCAAUGGCGGUGCGGCUGGACCCAAAAAUAUCUACUACUUGUUGCAUUACAAGUAUUGCUUAGGAAAUUUCUUAUGUCAUAAAUAAUGUUCCAUGGGAACCAUGUACUUUAAAAUAAUGAUCAACUUUUGCUCCAUUUUGGGCAUAAUGCAAAUAUGUGAUGAGUCUUGGAUGUA
Molecule: messenger RNA, 1637 nt
Organism: Vitis riparia (riverbank grape)
Lineage: Eukaryota; Viridiplantae; Streptophyta; Magnoliopsida; Vitales; Vitaceae
Product: probable aspartyl protease At4g16563
Exons: 1
Coding region: 36-1442 (468 amino acids)
Biological process (GO): proteolysis
Cellular component (GO): extracellular region
Molecular function (GO): aspartic-type endopeptidase activity
Source: RefSeq, a predicted model, not a curated record